Molecule: messenger RNA, 564 nt
Organism: Penicillium nucicola
Lineage: Eukaryota; Fungi; Ascomycota; Eurotiomycetes; Eurotiales; Aspergillaceae
Product: Bys1 family protein
Exons: 1
Coding region: 1-564 (187 amino acids)
Source: RefSeq, a predicted model, not a curated record
AUGAUGUAUAUCUCAAGCCUCCUCCUUCUAGCAACCCUGACUCUCGCCCGUCCAACAAAAACCUCGACCAACCUGGUCCACCGUGCUCCAAUCCCAGAUGGCAGCUUCAUAACACCAACCGUCCCCGUGUCAACCCCCAGACCAACACCUAGCCGUCGCCCCCGUGGCCACGCAAUCGUAAGCAACAACUGCAACGUCCCAAUCUACCUCUGGUCCGUUGGAACUGCCGCCCAACCAGAGAAGACCGUCCUACCAAACGAUACGUAUAGUGAGAUGUUCCGCGAAGAAAGGAGCACCGGCGGAAUAGCAAUCAAGAUCAGCACCGAUGUCGAUGGACUGUAUACCAGUGCUCCACAGAUGAUCUUUGCCUACAACCUGUCCAAUGUCGCCCAGGGCAAGGUCUGGUAUGAUCUAAGUGAUGUCUUUGGGGAUCCCUUUGAGGGAUAUCCUGUUAGUCUGACACCUGCCGAGCCGCAGAUUAAUUGGACCAAUGGCGUUCCUCCUGCUGGAAGUCAGGUUCGGGUUACGGACAUUGAUACAGAUUUGGUUCUGUCGCUGUGUUAG